AUGAAGACUCAGAACUGGAGGACCCUGUCCCUCAUCCUCUCCACGGUCUCUUACCUGCUGGUGGGAGCCGCGGUCUUUGACGCACUCGAGACGGAAAGUGAGAGCUUACGGAGGACCAGUCUUGAGCAGAAGCUCAGCGAUCUUAAAAGUAGACUCGGUUUCACCGACGAAGACUACGGCGAGAUUGAGAGGGUGGUGGUUCAGUCGGAGCCACAUCGCGCGGGGAGACAGUGGAAGUUCGCAGGAUCUUUUUACUUUGCCAUCACUGUAAUCACAACAAUUGGUUAUGGCCAUGCUGCUCCACGCACAGAUGCUGGCAAAGUCUUCUGUAUGUUUUAUGCCGUCUUGGGCAUUCCUCUGACACUCAUCAUGUUCCAGAGCCUGGGUGAGCGAAUGAACACUCUUGUCCACUACCUCCUGCACAGGGCCAAGCAAUGCAUGGGCUUUAACAGUACUGGAGUGUCCAUGUGGAACAUGGUCUUGAUGGGUCUCCUGUUGUGCAUGAGCACUUUGUGUGUAGGCGCUGCAGCCUUUUCCCACUUUGAGGGUUGGACCUUCUUUCAUUCUCUGGAGGGGGGCACAAGCUGCACCAACCUCCUCCCCUCUCCAGAAAAUGAGUGCAGGGCUACUCUGACUGGGACUAGAGAAUGUGUUGAGCCCCCUGAGACAAACAAGCUCUGUGCUUUGCUUUCCUGCAUGUGCUGUGGGCUGGACACUUACAGCAGCCCCUCUCUUACUCACUAUGCACAAUCAGGCUGCCACACAAACCCUAUUUUUUACAAUACAAUAUGCUAUAAGGUAGACCAGACCUCCUCAAGCUCCUGGGCCCGAUCAACCCAGAGCAGUAAGGCUGCUCUCUGUCUGGACAGGAACAAUUCUCGUACACGGAGGAAGUCAUUCUAA
This is a messenger RNA of Lampris incognitus (smalleye Pacific opah), 903 nucleotides long. RefSeq names its product potassium channel subfamily K member 9-like. Lineage: Eukaryota; Metazoa; Chordata; Actinopteri; Lampriformes; Lampridae. Bases 1 to 903 code for a protein of 300 amino acids. Gene Ontology annotation, molecular function: potassium ion leak channel activity. Gene Ontology annotation, biological process: potassium ion transmembrane transport; stabilization of membrane potential. The transcript has 3 exons. The record is from RefSeq and is a predicted model, not a curated record. Gene Ontology annotation, cellular component: membrane.